GGAGAAGCGGCUUAUAGCGCAGCGCCUGCAGGUGCUGACCAUGGCGGAACCGGCAGAGUCACCUGUGGCACUACUGGGGCGAAACGCAUCUAUGCUACGACUGCUGGGGCUGUAUCAACAAAAACACGACGGCAGUAAAGUCAAAGCCGCUCUCCUCUCCGCUUUCUCUCUCAUCUUUCUCCUUCACCACCCAGUCUUUGCUGCUAUGAAGCUCUACAUGGACCCGCCAGAAGACUUAGUAGAGUUUGCAUUAUGCUCAUUCUCUUUCAUAAUCAGCGACGGUGUUUUUAUAAAGACCGCAAUUUUCAUCGCAGACAGAGGAAUGUUGCACCAGAUGUUGGAGGUACUGUCUGAAUCCAGGAGACUCUACGGUCGUGAAGAGGCGAACAAGAGGAUUCGAAGCCGUUACGAGGAUCUCGCCGAACGAGUACUGCUGUAUAUGCAGGUGUCGACGAUGGUGGCCUCUGUCGGCUGGCUGGGGGCCCCUCUCGUGUCCCGCGCGCUGUUCGCAGCCUCAGGCGAGUCCGGGGAAGUCCCACGCAAACUGCCGCUGCCUGUCUGGCUGCCAGUGGAUGUCCAGGCGUCGCCCACCUACGAGAUACUCUACGUCUUAGAGGUCUACACCACCACGCUCACUGGCCUCGUCACCCUCUGUAUAGAUGUCCUCUUCAUUAGACUCAUGCUCAUGGUCACCGCCGAGCUUGAAGUUCUGAACUACAAUGUUUCGACUAUGGCAAAGGGGCGUGAAAAAAAUUCAGACGAUCUAUAUAACCAUGGUCAUAAACAGAAUAUGGAGACCCAGGACUUUUACAGGAGAGAUAGAGCACUUCAGAUGGCUGAAACAGUCUACAAACAUGGCUCUGAUUUCCAGUUGUAUCAAGAAUUAGUGACCAACGUUCGCCAUCAUCUGAUCAUCCUCAGGACCGUCGACUUGUUGGAGGCAGCAAUGAGCAAAUCGAUUAUAAUCCUUCUCUUUAUUAAUAUGGGUGCUUUAUGUUCUAAUCUCCUCGUUGUCGGUGUGCUGUUGCAGGCUGGUGGGGGAGUGACACGACCCCUGACUCUGACCGCCAUGAUACCCUUCCUGCUGUACCAGACUGGCAUGUUCUGCGUCUUCGGGCAGUUGGUAACCGACCAGAGCGAGAAAUUGAUGAUCUCCGCAUUCAGCUGUGGAUGGAACGAGAGUGACGCCCGUUUUAGACGCAGCCUGCUGAUCUUCAUGGCGAUGGUGAAUCGACCUCUGGAGAUCACUGUCGGGAAAACCUGCAAACUCUCCAGAGAAAUGUUCCUGCAGGUGCUGAAUGGAUCGUACACGUUGUUCAACAUGUUUUAUCAAGUGCACAGUACAUCGUGAAAUGUCGGCACUGGCUGCAUUCUGGAAGAAUUCAACUUAUCCUUUUAUAAUUCAGUAAUCCACUG
Molecule: messenger RNA, 1416 nt
Organism: Schistocerca cancellata (South American locust)
Lineage: Eukaryota; Metazoa; Arthropoda; Insecta; Orthoptera; Acrididae
Product: odorant receptor 43a-like
Exons: 8
Coding region: 41-1351 (436 amino acids)
Biological process (GO): sensory perception of smell; detection of chemical stimulus involved in sensory perception of smell
Cellular component (GO): plasma membrane
Molecular function (GO): olfactory receptor activity; odorant binding
Source: RefSeq, a predicted model, not a curated record